Girardinichthys multiradiatus is the source of this 4350-nucleotide messenger RNA. RefSeq names its product membrane bound O-acyltransferase domain containing 1 (gene mboat1). The transcript is spliced from 14 exons. Gene Ontology annotation, biological process: lipid modification. Gene Ontology annotation, cellular component: membrane. Gene Ontology annotation, molecular function: acyltransferase activity. NCBI's taxonomy places the organism in Eukaryota, Metazoa, Chordata, Actinopteri, Cyprinodontiformes, Goodeidae. The record is from RefSeq and is a predicted model, not a curated record. Bases 91 to 1638 code for a protein of 515 amino acids.
CUGCGAGAGGGAGGAGAGAGCGGAGGAUUGUCCCCACUGUUCACCGGACAGCCGCGAAACUGUGGCGUCGUGACUGAAAAACGACACAGGAUGGACGAACGGGAAGAUGCAAUGUUUAAAACCACUGGUUCCAAGUGGCUUCUCCCUGUCAGUGGAUACCUGGGCUUAUCUCUGGACCAGGUAAAUUUCCUAGCCUGCCAGCUAUUCGCCCUGGUUGCUGCCUUCUGGUUUCGUCUCUACCUCAGUCAUGCGAGCUCCAUAGUCCGGCACGCCGUCGCCACGCUCCUUGGGAUCUUUUUUCUCUUCUUCUGCUUUGGAUGGUAUUCAGCUCAUAUUCUAGCUGUGGUGGCUGUAAACUAUUUGUUCAUCAUUAAAGCUGACCUUAACAAUGUACACAGGUACUCCAUGGUGACAGCUAUGGGCUAUCUUACAGCGUGUCACAUGAGUCGAGUCUUCAUCUAUAACUACGGCAUACUUUCCACGGACUUCUCCGGACCUUUGAUGAUUGUAACCCAGAAGAUAACCACACUCGCCUUCCAGCUCCAUGAUGGCAUCUGUAAGAAAAGCGAGCAGCUGACAUCGGAGCAGAAGCAUGUGGCUAUACGUGUGAGGCCGUCUCUCAUUGAGUAUCUGAGUUAUAAUCUGAACUUCCUGAGUGUCUUGGUCGGGCCUUGCAGCAACUAUAGGGACUACGUUGACUUCAUAGAGGGCAAACACAUCAGCUGCAGGCUAAAGCAGCACCCUGGAACGUGUAACGGGCAGAACGGUUACGACAAGACACCUGACCUAUCCCCUCUUAACGCAGUCUGUCGAAAGCUGCUGGUCUGCUGCGGCUGCAUGUUCCUCUUCCUCGUUAUCACUCGGUCGUUGCCGAUUACUUAUAACGCAGACAACCACUUUGUCGGUCACGCCUCCUUCCUCACCAGGCUCACCUAUGCCUUCUUCUCCAUACAAGCAGCAAGACCCAAGUUCUACUUUGCCUGGACGCUCGCUGACGCAGUAAACAAUGCAGCAGGUUAUGGUUUUCUGGGGAUGGAUGAGAGCGGAAAACCCUCAUGGGACCUCGUCUCCAAUCUCAACAUAAUAGGAAUUGAAACGGCAACCAGCUUUAAGACCUUCAUUGACAACUGGAAUAUUCAAACAGGAAUUUGGCUCAAAACGGUGUGUUAUGACCGAGCUCCGAAGCACCGCUUGCCGUUGACCUUCAUCCUGUCUGCCCUGUGGCAUGGUGUUUAUCCAGGCUACUAUUUUACCUUCCUCACUGCUAUCCCCAUUACCAUAGCAGCAAGAGCUAUACGGAGGUCCAUUAGGCACUACUUCAUUGGCUCCAAAGUCUUAAAGCUUUGUUACGACAUUGUAACUUGGGCGGCAACCCAGCUAGCCAUUUGCUACACUGUCAUGCCUUUUCUUCUUCUCUCAGUAGAGCACACUAUAGUUUACUACAGAUCUAUGUACUUCCAUGUCCACAUCAUCAGUAUUCUGGCUGCAGUUGCCCUGCAUCGGAAACAUAAACCCAGAGAAACCUCCGCCGCCAACAAUUCUGCUCCCCCCGUCUCCCUCUCCUCCUCUUCCUCCACGGCUGCGUGCCCAGCCCAGUGCCAGCCUGUCCACUCCAACAAUAAUGACAAAGAAAACUGAAAAUCCCAUCUUCACAUGGUUCUUAACCAGGCAUAUAGUUUUCUUAGUGCGCUCUGCCUGCCUCAAAUGUGAAAAAAUGGAUCUAUUUAUUUUUCUGACACAAUAUAGAAGAUUCAGGCUGUAUUCCUGAUGCACUGGAUGUACACAAUAAGAGCCUUCAGCCAUGUUAGACAAUUAGGAGCCUGCACCAACAGCACACAGACUGUAAGGAGAAGCAAAAUCUGAGGGAAUAUCUCUGAUGCCACCCCUGCCAUGAUGGCUGACGUCUCUCCCAACCCCCCACCCCUGUUCCCUGAAGCUUUUCCACUCCUCCACCCACCUCGACACCAACGUGCCUGCUUCAACUGCAAUAGCCGAAUGUAAAAAGACAGCCCCCCCCCCCCAAACUGGUGAAGUGGGGGCUAUUGCAGUAGGAGAGUGGCAAAUACCAGAGCCCGUACACAGAGACUCAUCCACAAACAGACUUGAGGAAGCAAAUAUGCACAUGCUCCUCUGACAUGCUUGCACUCAGUCACACUCUGAUCGUACACAAAGGCUGGCCUUGUGAAUUCACAAAAGAGGGUGCAGAGGGCACAGGGCUGCAGACGCUACGCCUACUUUACCCAGAGAAUGUUUUCAAUUUGUGUGGGUGAGUCUGUGAAUGAUGAUUUGCCCACAGUUACACACCAACACCCGUUGUGUCCAGCAGUAUUAGUCUCACUGCAUUUAGAAUGGGAUGAGAACUACAGGAAAUACUUGAUGCAACGCAAUCCCUGUAAAAGAAAAAGAUUCAUAUUCAUGAUGCCACAGAUAAUCAGGAGCUAAAUCUGUGACCUGCAGUAAACACGAGUAGAAAGGUUUUUGCGUAACUGUAAUAAGAGAUUUAAUGGUGAAACACUGUUUUAUAGGUUAGUGAAUGUAAUUUAUCCGCUUUUCUUGUAUCUCUUUCUCAGCUGAAGAGGUACCAAUUUAUUAGUGACACGGUUCUAAAUGUGUUUAAUCAUGUGUUCGGGGCUGAAUACCUAUUACUAUGAUAGAAAGGAACUGCACAAGAAGUUGGGUUAAACGAGAAGAAACGUGCUUAGACUAUCCAUGGUUAGGCAGUAAACACUGGGCUCUGAGAAAUGGACAAUACGGAAAGAGAAGAGUUUGUUCUUAAACUGAUUUUCCCUGUAGGACAUGCCGAUUGAACAGAGACAUCUGGUGGUUGGUUGCAAAACCUAAUCCGUUAAACAGUGAAAGGAAUUUAGCUGAAACUGACUAAAAUCCAGCUUCUUCCAACACUGUUUACCUGCUAGAAAUCCUAAAAUGUCGAUUUUUGUUAUCUUACAAUUUUGUAACACUUGUUACCACUUUUGCACAUUUUGAACUGAUGUUUGUGUUUUGAUCACAGAUGAGGCUUUACUUAAUUUACUUGAUGAUGUGUUUGGCCAUUUUUAAAUUGAUGUGGUUGUUAAUGGUGUUAUCUGUAGGCUUAUUGAAAUUCCAGCUACAUUUAUAUAAGUAGUUUAUAUAUAUAUAAAUGACCUAAUGUCCAGUAUUGAUUUAAAAGACCUUAUAGCAGGAUGGCAUGCCAACUCUGACUGUUUAAUCCUGUCAUACCCCCAGGUAGAUGUGCAUUGUGCCUGUCCUUGUUUCUGCUUAUGUCAAAGAUUGAUCUUCUUCGCCUACUGUACUUAAUUUAUCAAUCUUUAGAGUUAUAAGUAUUGAUGUGCGAUGUGAACAUCCAGUUUGCAGAGAAAUUGUGAACGUAGCGGUUCGUGUAUGAAUUACCUUGGCAAGUCCCGCCUUCUGCCAUCCAGCAACCAAUCAAAUGUAGCAAAUAAGGGUAAUUCUGGGGUGAGAUAAAAUCACUGCAGUCCACCAUAAAGCGUCCCUGUUCUCAGGAGCAAGCAGUGGGUCCCACUUACUCCACAUGCAUGAAAGCAAUACAAAACCUGCUGACAGGUGCAACUGACAGGUUUCAUUUGUUUUUAUCUAUGCUCCCCACUAAUGCCACCCUGGUUAAUUGCCCACAUGGCACCAAUCCAUAAUAGCUACUGGGUGGUGGCCUGAAAAAAGGAUCGGAGAAAAUAACAUUAAUGGAAGGGGAGGUAUUCAACAUUUUUAACUGAGAAGACAUCAGUGCAAUGUGCAAUAAAACAAAAGCGGAUGCAAGCAAAGGCUAAAAGAACUGAGUUCAUUUUCUUACUAAAUAUUUUCAGCUAAAACAUGGCAUUAUAAUGAUGUUAAUUGUGUUAACCUUUAAAUGCCUACCGGUAACUCACAGUGUAUGAAGUUGCAUUGAUGACUAGUUGACUAGUUUUUUUUAUUAUAGACGUCAGUCUGGCGAUACAGUGUUUAAGGCUGAGGCAUGCAGGCUCUUCAAGAAAUGCUGGGCAUGUAACAUGAAGCUUUCCCCACGCAUAGGAACUUCUGAAUUUAUUGUUGUUAAAAUAACACUGCAUUGUUUAUCUACAUGUGAGUAAAGUGUCAUGGGAGCAGGGAAAGGUGCGGCACAUAUACAGUAUGAGUGUGUUGUCAGAAUGAACAGCUAUUUGAAUGAUUUAACACAAUUUAAUGAAGAUUUGUUGUGUUGGCAGCCUUGCUAUCUACAUGCAUUGACUGGAAGAGUGUCUGUUGGACUGUUUUAUUUUAUUAUGACACCACUGAUCCAUUAUUGUUUGUUUUAGAGGAAAAAGUGAGUGGUUAAACAUUAAUCUGAAAGUGAAAUAAAGUUUUAUUGAACAAUAA